Molecule: messenger RNA, 1433 nt
Organism: Neltuma alba
Lineage: Eukaryota; Viridiplantae; Streptophyta; Magnoliopsida; Fabales; Fabaceae
Product: 29 kDa ribonucleoprotein A, chloroplastic
Exons: 4
Coding region: 73-894 (273 amino acids)
Biological process (GO): chloroplast rRNA processing
Cellular component (GO): chloroplast thylakoid membrane
Molecular function (GO): mRNA binding
Source: RefSeq, a predicted model, not a curated record
AAUCAACAUCCCUCGGAAACCCUUUAUCUUUGGGAGCCUUAUCUCUUGUUGUAGCGCCGAAGCCCCGAAACCAUGUCUACCUCCGCCGCUUCCUUAGCCCUUCCUACAUUCACCUCAGGGUUCCGGUCACUUAACUUUGCCAGACAAGCCUUGUUCUUUCCACAUUCUGAAUCUUCCUCGUCUCUCCGGUUGAAUUCGAAGCCCCUUUCUUUGUCUGUCUCUUUUCUUCCAUUCCACGCGCCUUCUGCCUCUCGAUUUAUCCCCAAUGUUGCUCUCUCUUCUGAGUUCGAACAAGAGGAGAUGGUGACUGAUGAAGACGAGCCUAGCUACUCCCCCGACCUCAAACUCUUCGUGGGUAAUCUUCCCUUCAGCGUUGACAGUGCCCAACUCGCUGAAUUGUUCGAGAGCGCUGGAACUGUCGAGAUGGUUGAGGUAAUUUAUGAUAAAGUGACCGGAAGAAGCAGGGGGUUUGGUUUUGUGACCAUGUCCACCUCCGAGGAAGUUGAAGCAGCCGCUCAACAAUUCAAUGGCUACGAACUUGAUGGGCGGGCAUUGAGAGUAAAUUUUGGACCUCCUCCCCGGAAGGAGAAUGCCCCCUUCAGAGGUUCCAGAGGUGGCUUUGCUUCGGAUACUGGAAACCGUGUUCAUGUCGGUAAUCUUGCAUGGGGUGUAGAUAACUUGGCGCUUGAGAAUCUGUUUGCUGAGCAGGGAAAGGUUUUAGAAGCGAAGGUGAUUUAUGACAGAGAGAGUGGAAGGUCAAGAGGAUUUGGAUUUGUGACUUACAGCAGUGCUGAAGAGGUCAGCGGUGCUAUUGAGUCCUUAGAUGGUGUGGACUUGAAUGGCAGAGCUAUUAGAGUGUCAUUAGCUGAUGCCAAGCCAAGGCGUCCGUUUUGAAUAUUCAACCACUAAUAUGUAGCUGGCGAAGCAAUCGCUCCAUCUGGGCCUAUCAAAUAGGUGCCGUUUGAUUUUAAUGCAGUGAUGCCUUGAAAGAUCGAACUGUGGAGCUUUCUGCUAUUCUUUCUCGUCAAUCUAUAUUGUGGGUUCUUGGUAUCUGCUUAAAACUGCGACUGGUUGUUGGGGGAUUUACGUGGACGCGGGUGCACUUUAUUUGAUAUUUUCCCACAGUUUGCUAAAAGCACUACUCGCUUUGCAACUGGGUGCUCAUGUGUUGCCCGAGGAGUUGAUUAGUGUCUCUUUUUGAAGUUUGAUUGUAUUCGCAAAUAUAAACCAUUUUGCUUGUGUUCGUAGAUGAGUGUUGUGAUAUCUUGGCUACCUGUGAUAUUGUAGAAGGAUUUUAUUUCUGCACAGUUGCAAGGAGAAUUAUUUACUGCUGAAACUGUAAAUCCAUUUAUUUGGUUGCCGAGGAGUGCACCUCGUCUGCGAACUUUGUGACGACAAUUCUAGUCGAGUUUGGGAGUGAGAAUUCUUUAACA